This is a messenger RNA of Frieseomelitta varia, 1221 nucleotides long. RefSeq names its product ER membrane protein complex subunit 10 (gene EMC10). The transcript has 4 exons. The record is from RefSeq and is a predicted model, not a curated record. Bases 397 to 1083 code for a protein of 228 amino acids. Gene Ontology annotation, cellular component: EMC complex. NCBI's taxonomy places the organism in Eukaryota, Metazoa, Arthropoda, Insecta, Hymenoptera, Apidae.
GUGAAGAAAUUAUAGUAAUUUAUCUUGAAAUACGUAAAUUUUAUAAACGUGUACUAGAAACUAACCACUAAGAAGAGAAAUUGUAGAAAUAAUUGCACUCUCGUAUACAAUUUAAUUUUAAAACCCAAUGAAUUUUUUAAGUAAAUUCGGCGAAAUAAAGUCCAGUAACAAAUCAGUUUUAACAAAAUAUUCAAUAAAACUAAUUAAUAAAUAUUAAUAAGAUUACAAAUAACCAAACUUGUUAAACAUUAGCAGAUGAUCAAACCACUUGUACAAUAGUGCGAAAAGUUCGCACAUUCUGUUGGUCUCAUUCGAUAAAUUAAUUGUAAACUACGUUACGUUAUAAAAUGACAUUAAUUUGAUUUUUGAGAAUAAAUAAAAAAAUAAUUUUAAAUAAUGUAUACGAUAUAUAUCUUUAUAAGUUUGUUAGUUAGUGUAUCAUCAUCAGCUCGUGGGAGCGAACUCGAUUACGAUGGCUGGUUGCAAUUGCGAUUAUGGCACGCAUUUAACGACGAGUCAGAACCCAUAUUUGUAGAACGAGGUAACGUUACAGUAUCAAGUGUUCGUAGUGGUGCCUCUGUUGUUGGACAAAAUGGAUUGUUACAGCCUCAUAUAAACCAGUUAAAAACUCUUGCCAAACAUGAUGGCAAGUACAGGCUCAAAGCAGUAGCUCGAACCUCUUUAGGAAAUGAAAUAACAUUUUUAACUUCUCUGCCUGCGUGUUAUCUUCUUGGUUCUGAUCUUGAAGAUGUUAUAACAAUUUGGCUUGAUAGUGCAGCUGAACCAAUAGCUGUUAGCAUAUCAUCACCUGGCCCUUGUAGCACAGAGAAUCCAUUCACAAAUAUGUGGACGACCAAUGUUGUUGUUAAAUACCCCGAUGGCGGGCCAGUUCCAGAUACUGCUACAUAUAUUCAAAAACUUGAACGUGAGAGAGAAGCAAGAGAAAGAGGAGAGGCGAAAGACAAUAGAUCUUUCCUUGCAAGAUAUUGGAUGUACAUUGUUCCUGCAUUGAUUUUUGUUGUUCUAUCAUCUGCAACAAAUCCAGAAGCUGGAGGAGCAGGAGGUAGUUCCCAAAGACAGUAACAUAGAGUGUAUGUGGUGCCUCCAAGAGUGCAUGUGUGAAAAUCGUUUAUUUAUAAACUUACAAAUGUACUUUCGUAAUUACAAUUGUAAAAAAUUUGAUUGUAUCUUUCUCUGAAUAAAUUCUAUGAUUUAAUUAAA